ACGACACACAGCAUGAGGUUACUGGGUGGUAGAGGCCUGACGGGCCUGGCGCGUGCCCCGCUCCCAACACGGCACACGACGCUCUCGCUCCUCGAGGCGCGGCGCCACAACUCGUCGUCUUCGUCGGCAGCGACGACCCGCCCGCCGUUCUUCACGGCGCCGGCAGACGAGGCCCCGCGGCCAUGGUACAUCACCACGCCGAUCUUCUACGUCAACGCGUCCCCCCACAUCGGACACCUCCACUCGGUCGUCCUCGCCGACACAUUUGCGCGCUUCGCGCGCCUCCGCGAGCCGGGGCGCGAGGUCAUGUUCCUCACCGGCACCGACGAGCACGGGCUCAAGAUCCAGCAGGCGGCCGCCAAGGCCGGGCGCAGCGAGCAGGAGUUCUGCGACGAGGUCAGCCUGCGCUUCCGCGACCUGGCGGACCGCGCCAACAUCUCGUACACGACCUUCUUCCGCACGACCGAGGAGCGGCAUUACACGGCCGUGCAGGCGUUCUGGGACAAGCUCGUCGCGCGCGGGGACGUCUACAAGGGCUCCCAUAGCGGGUGGUACUCUGUCUCGGACGAGUGCUUCUACUCGGACAUCCAGGUCGAGAAGGUCGACGGGGUCAUGGUGUCGAGCGAAACCGGCUCCGAGGUCGUGUGGCAGGAGGAGGAGAACUGGAAGUUCCGGCUCGGCGCGUACGGCGACAAACUGACCGAGUGGCUGUCGCGCCCAGAGUCCGUCUACCCCGAGGCAUACCGCCAGGACCUGCUCAAGCAGGCGGCGUCGCUCAACGACCUGUCCGUCUCGCGGCCCUCCUCCCGCGUGUCAUGGGGCGUGCCCGUCCCCGGCGACCCCACGCAGACGAUCUACGUGUGGGUCGACGCGCUGAUCAACUACCUCACCAACACGGGCUACCCGGCGCCGACGGUCGGCUGGCCGCCAAACAUGCACGUGGUCGGCAAGGACAUUAUCAAGUUCCACGCGAUGCACUGGCCUGCGCUGCUCAUGGCGGCGGGCGAGGCGCCGCCGCGCCGCGUGCUCGCGCACGCGCACUGGACGAUGCACCGCACGAAAAUGUCCAAGUCGCGCGGCAACGUCGCGGACCCGCUCGCCGCAAUGGACCAGUACGGCGUCGACGGCGUGCGCUGGUACCUCAUGCGCGCGGGCGGCUCGCUGCCCACCGACGCCGACUACUCGCCCGUCGAGCUCGCGGCAAACUACGACCGCCUGCGCGACCAGGUCGGUAACCUCGCGCAGCGGAUCGCCUCGCCCGCCAUCCUCGACAGGGUGUGCGACUGGCAGUCCAAGUUCUCCGUGCCCGAGCUCGACGCCUCGCUCUCCGCCCUGAGGGGUAGCUACGAUGCGCACUUUGAGGCGUACGACAUCUCGCGCGCGGCCAGUCUGCUCAUGGACACGGUGGUUGAUGCGAACAAGUUCUUCACCGACGAGGCCCCGUGGGCCUCGUCAGACGCGACCGCGGCCGUCGUGUACGUGUACGCGGCCCUCCGCCUGGUCGGUAUCCUCGCCCAGCCCAUCAUGCCCGCCAAGGCUGUCGAGCUGCUCGACCGCCUCGGCGUGCCCGAGUCGGAGCGCGCCUGGGCCAACGCUACCUGGCAGCCUGGAGCCCCCGUCGACGCGGAGGAGAUCGUAAGGCGUAUCAAGAACGGCGCCAUGCCGUUCAGGGGCACGACGCUGUUCCCCCGUGCUGAGUUGGAGGAAGACUCGCUGCCCACGAAUGAGACGAAGGGGAAGAAGACUGGGAAGAAGGAGAAGAAGCCGAAGGAGAAGAAGGUGAAGGAGAACAAGUAGAACACGACUACACAACAUCAAUCAGCAUGCAGCAUCAUCAUUACUCUUGAAA
This is a messenger RNA of Vanrija pseudolonga, 1849 nucleotides long. RefSeq names its product putative methionine--tRNA ligase, mitochondrial (gene SPAC27E2.06c). Bases 13 to 1797 code for a protein of 594 amino acids. NCBI's taxonomy places the organism in Eukaryota, Fungi, Basidiomycota, Tremellomycetes, Trichosporonales, Trichosporonaceae. Gene Ontology annotation, molecular function: ATP binding; methionine-tRNA ligase activity. The transcript is spliced from 3 exons. Gene Ontology annotation, biological process: methionyl-tRNA aminoacylation. The record is from RefSeq and is a predicted model, not a curated record.